AGUCGGGAGCGCGCCUCGGUCCACCGCCGCCGCCGUCUGUUUUCUUCACAGCACGGCUCGCUCCUCCGACGGUCCACCGUGUAACUAUGGCAGCCCUGAGUAAGAUUCCGCACAGUUGCUAUGAGAUCGGACACACAUGGAACCCUUCCUGUGUCAUGUCCACCCUGGAGAUCACUGCGGGGGCUCUGGAGGUCUCUUUCAAAAUAUAUGCACCGCUUUACCUGAUAGCAGCCAUCCUGCGGAGAAGGAAGAAGGAGUAUUAUCUGAAGAGACUCCUCCCUGAGAUCCUUCAGUCCACGUCCUUCCUCACCGCUAAUGGAGGACUCUACAUCGCCUUCUUCUGCAUCCUCAGGAAACUGCUGGGUGGCUUCACCUCCUGGUCCGCUGGGUUCGGAGCAGCUCUACCUGCCUCUUAUAUCUCUAUCCUCAUGGAACGCAAGAGCAGGAGAGGUCUGCUGACGAUCUACAUGGCCAACCUGGCGACAGAGACCUUGUUCCGUAUGGCUGUCACACGAGGCAUCGUCAACCCCCUCAAACACGGGGAGGUUCUGCUGUUCUGUAUGACAGCAUCUCUUUACAUGUUCUUCUUCAGGAGUAAAGAUGGACUUAAAGGAUUCUCCUUCUCAGCGCUCAAGUUCAUCGUUGGGAAGGAGGAGAUUCCAACACACUCCAACCUGUCCGAGCACAGCAAUCCACAACCCCUGGAGACAUCCGUCAACACAGAGUCACAGAGGUCAACAGGAAGCCCCGCAUCCGGCAGGAAGUCCCUCAUCACCCUCACCAGGAGACUGCUAGAAUCUAUAUGCAAGCAUGGACCCAGACAUCGAUGCUGUAAACACUACCAGGACAACUGCAUAGUCUACUGUGUCAAGGGCUUCAUCCGUAUGUUCAGUGUGGGCUACCUGAUCCAGUGUUGUCUGAAGGUUCCGUCGGCGUUCCGCCAGGUCUUCACGAAGCCGUCCCGCCUCCCCUCUCUCUUCUACAACAAAGAGAACUUUCAGCUGGGGGCUUUCCUAGGGUCCUUCGUCUCUAUAUACAAGGGGACCAGCUGCUUGCUGCGUUGGGUGCGUAACAUUGAUGACGAGCUCCACGCACUCAUAGCGGGGUUCCUGGCUGGCAUGUCCAUGUUCUUCUACAAAAGCACAACAAUCUCCAUGUACCUGUUCUCCAAGCUAGUGGAGACCAUGUACUUUAAAGGCAUUGAGACGGGUCACCUCCCCUACUUCUCCCAGGCUGACACCAUUAUCUACGCCAUAUCUACCGCAAUCUGCUUCCAGGCUGCGGUGAUGGAGGUGCAGAAUCUCAGACCCUCCUACUGGAAGUUUCUCCUCAGGCUCACCAAGGGCAGGUUUGCUUUUAUGAACAGGAGGGUGCUGGAUGUGUUUGGGACUCAGGCCUCCAGAGACUUCCAUGGAUUCAUGCCCAACAGAACCCCCGUUACGCCACCCCGACCCUGAGCCCUUAACAGAACAUCACUCUGGGUUGACCCCACACUGUUAGAGGUCAUGGGGUCAGCCGGGGGUCCUAAAUGGAGGCCUGUUUCCUGUAGAGUGCACUACAUAUGGAACACAUUGGCUCUCUCUAAGGACCUGUGUCUGUGCGAGGACACUUCAUAAGGCUGUUUUAAGGAUGUUCAACCCGUAGAGGGCAGAUGAUAUUGUAUGUAAAGGAGGG
Molecule: messenger RNA, 1674 nt
Organism: Oncorhynchus keta (chum salmon)
Lineage: Eukaryota; Metazoa; Chordata; Actinopteri; Salmoniformes; Salmonidae
Gene: tmem135
Product: transmembrane protein 135
Exons: 14
Coding region: 87-1457 (456 amino acids)
Source: RefSeq, a predicted model, not a curated record